Molecule: messenger RNA, 1660 nt
Organism: Cucurbitaria berberidis CBS 394.84
Lineage: Eukaryota; Fungi; Ascomycota; Dothideomycetes; Pleosporales; Cucurbitariaceae
Product: UDP-Glc/Gal endoplasmic reticulum nucleotide sugar transporter-like protein
Exons: 2
Coding region: 192-1442 (416 amino acids)
Biological process (GO): UDP-galactose transmembrane transport
Cellular component (GO): Golgi membrane; endoplasmic reticulum membrane
Molecular function (GO): UDP-galactose transmembrane transporter activity; UDP-glucose transmembrane transporter activity
Source: RefSeq, a predicted model, not a curated record
GGUGAUGAUGAUGAUAUAACCCAGAUCCAAAAGCCAGGUGUUCACACACACUCUCUCUCUCGUUCUUACUUCAAGUCUAUCUUUGGAGAAUUAAAGCUGCGGUCUUGCGCGAAACACACUCCUUUACGGCUACUUAACUUGGCUUCUACGCUCACACGCUCCCUUUCGUGUCCUAUCUCGGCGCAACACACAUGGCGCGGUCGAAAUCUUCCACGCCGAUACGGCGCGUACCGUCCGAGACGUACAAGCAGGCGAAUGGUGUCUCGCAUCAGUUAGACGGCGCGGUUCACUCGAUUGAGCAGAAGAUUGAAGAGCAGGCAGAGCUUCAUGCGCGGAAUCCACAGGAACAGAAAGACGCUGGGUUGCUGCAGUUGAUGAUCUGUGUAGGGGGAAUAUAUGCCAGUUUUAUGACCUGGGCGCAUAUCCAAGAGCGCCUGACGACCACCACCCACGGCCCUACCCACGCGCGCUUCACAUACUCCAUCUUCCUCAACACCGUUCAAUCCGCCUUUGCUGCCAUCUCGGGCCUCUUGUACCUCGUCCUGUCCGCGCCUCGCGACCCCCAGACCGGCGCGCGCAGAAUCCCGCCCAUCUUUCCUUCGCAGAAGAUCCUCUUCCCGCUGCUCUUGAUCGCCGUGACAUCCUCGCUCGCAUCGCCCUUCGGAUACGCCAGCCUAAAGCACAUCGACUAUGUCACCUUCAUCCUGGCCAAGAGCUGCAAACUGCUCCCCGUCAUGUUCCUGCACAUCUCGCUCUUCCAGAAGCGGUACCCGCUGUACAAAUACCUAGUCAUAGGCUGCGUGACGCUCGGCGUAGCCGUCUUCACCCUGCACAACCCGUCGACGGCGAAGAAGGCGGCGAAAAAGGGUCUCAGCGCAGACGCGUCCAAGACGCUCGGUCUCUUCCUCCUCGGCGUCAAUCUGCUCUUCGACGGCUUGACGAAUACCGUGCAGGACCAGAUCUUCAGCUCGUUCAAGGGAUUCACCGGCCCGCAGAUGAUGUGUGCGCAGAACAUCAUGUCCACCGCGCUGACGGUCGGCUACCUGCUCGUCUCGCCCUACAUCGCGGGUACACCCCUGGGCUCCUGGCUCGGCCUCGCGCCCACGGGCAACGGCGAACUCGCCGAUGCGCUGCACUUUGUCACUGCCAACCCGUCUGUCGGCUGGGACGUGCUUACCUUUGCGGCGUGCGGCGCCGUCGGGCAAGUCUUCAUUUUCCACACCCUCGCUCACUUUAGCUCGUUGCUGCUUGUUACUGUGACGGUUACGAGGAAGAUGCUUACCAUGGUGUGGAGCGUUUGGUGGUUUGGACAUGAGAUUACGGGCAUGCAGUGGGUGGGUGUGGGGCUGGUGUUUGGCGGCAUUGGGGCUGAGGCCGCGUUUAAUCGCGCUGAGAAGAAGAAGAAGAUGCUUGCGAAGGAGGCGCUGGCGAAGAAGCAGUGAUUUUUUGAGGGGUUUGACAUGGGUAGUAGAAGGAAGAAGGAGGGAGGGUUUAGAUGAAGAUUAGAUUUAUAUAAGGAGGGGAUUGAUACCAAUGGACUUCGAGCUUUCUAUGAGCAUACUUGAAAAGAUUUUGACAUGUAACGUACACUUAUCUUGCUUUUGUUCUCGUACCGCUAACCAGGCUUCUUGUGCCAGGCUAGGAAAUACCUCCUCAAUUC